Molecule: messenger RNA, 6109 nt
Organism: Cydia fagiglandana
Lineage: Eukaryota; Metazoa; Arthropoda; Insecta; Lepidoptera; Tortricidae
Product: slit homolog 2 protein
Exons: 11
Coding region: 578-2020 (480 amino acids)
Molecular function (GO): protein binding
Source: RefSeq, a predicted model, not a curated record
UCAGCGACUUAAUGCCCGAAUGGUCACCGUCGGCACCCAUUCAUAUCAUAAAUGGUACGCACCCGCACACUGACACGGACCUAAACGGAGGUGGCCCAUCAAACGAUAAUGGAUCAUCCACCGAAGGGGCCUGGACAGUCGCGCGGCAAUCUGCGCACAACAACACUAAAAAUUCCUGCGCACAAAAUAUCACCGUUAAAAAUAUUUAUCCGAGGCCGUUUUAGGAUAAAGUAAAGUGCAUUUGACUAUAAAAAAUAAUGGUCGGUUCUUCCCUCGAACGGAAUAAAAGUGCUCUCAAAGGAAAAGUGUUGCGUAAUAUUUGUCCUGCCCUAUUUGUUCGCGAUAUGAGAAACAUAGAAACCGAGUGGGUUUAACGUUGCCUCUACAAAGACUGGUGAGAGUGUGUUUUAAAGAGCUGGCUGUUCAAAGAGAUUGUGGAAAGUGUAUCUACAGGUAGUGUAAUGGUGGUUCGGGGAGGCCUGUGAAUAUGACCUAGCACCCCAUGACUGCGGCACACCCCUCUCCACGCCACACGCGCUCGCCAACCUGACACGUUCUGAAACACUCGUAAACCAGUAUGGUUUGGCGUUGGCUGCUGGUAUGCUGCGUGGCGCUGUGCGCGCGGCCCGCGUACCCGCAGGGCGCGCAGCAGUGCCCGGCGGCCAACACCAUGACCCCCUGCACGUGUACCGUCAAGAAGAACGGCCUGGACAUACUUUGCGAGUUCACCGAGCAGCAGCAUAUACAAAAGGCUAUGAACACGCUUCGCUCCAAGCCGAUGAUAAUUUUCUACCUUAAGUUGAGACACAACAACCUGGCGAAGCUACCAUCUUACAUAUUUCUGGGCUUGGACAUCCGUCACUUGACAGUGCACAACAGUAGCCUGGCCGUCAUAGAGGACUCUUCAUUAAGUUCAAUUGGUAACAAGCUAACACAAUUGGACGUGUCGCAGAACAGCCUCGCUACGAUACCAACAUCCUCAUUCGCGCAUCUUAACCAUCUGCUCAUCCUCAACAUGAACCAUAAUAAGGUGACAGCGGUUCACAAUAGAGCCUUCGUGGGUCUAGAUACGCUGGAGAUCUUGACGCUCUACGAGAACAGGAUCUCUGUGGUUGACGGCGAGGCGUUUAAAGGCCUAGAGAAGAAGCUGAAGAGAUUGAACCUCGGUGGGAACGAGUUAACGGCGGUGCCGCAAAAGGCCCUCGCGCUCCUUGAGAACAUGAAGAAACUGGAAAUGCAGGAAAACCGCAUCACUUCUAUCUCGGAAGGAGAUUUUGCAGGCAUGCGGAACCUGGACUCGCUGGGGCUGGCCCAUAACCAGCUGCGUGAGGUGCCGGCGCAGGUGUUCUCCCACCUCUCGCUGCUCAACUCGCUCGAGCUCGAGGGCAACCUCAUACAGAGGAUCGACGAGAAAGCCUUCUCGGGGCUUGAAGAGAACCUGCAAUACCUCCGGCUGGGCGACAACCGCCUGCACGAGAUCCCGUCCGAGGCGCUUCGGCCGCUGCAUCGGCUGCGCCACCUGGAUCUGCGCUCCAACAACAUCACGUACAUCGGCGAGGACGCCUUCACCGGCUACGGUGACUCCAUCACAUUCCUCAACCUGCAGAAGAAUAUGGUCCACCAGCUGCCGACAAUGGGCUUCGACAACCUCAACUCGCUGGAGACACUCAACCUGCAGAACAACAAGCUGCAGCACAUCCCCGAGGAGAUCAUGGAACCCAUCCUGGACACGCUGCGAGUUGUCGACAUUAUGGACAACCCGCUGAUCUGUGACUGCGAGCUGGCCUGGUACGAGGCGUGGCUGGCAGGGCUGCGCGACCGCGACGACGAGAUGAUGCAGAAGAAACGUACCGUCUGCACUAUGGUCAGCGAGCACCGCGAGUACAGCGUCGCCAAGAUGCCCCUCGAAAAGAUGAAUUGCAAGAGGAAACCUGCCUACGACCGCCCCAAUAGCGCAUUCAUCUGUGGCGACUCCGUCACUAACCUCCUCCUCGCGAUCGCCACCAGGUGGCUCUACUAAACGUAAAUAUACAAUCUUAAGUUACCCUUUUAAGUUUCAGCCAAGGCUGGCUUCAAGCUAGCUGUGGCCGGAUAGCUCGAAGUCCCCCUUCGCUUUAUACUCGGUUCGAUAUUUAGUAACGUGAUGAAUUUGUGCGAAAACUCGAUACAUAUCAAUUUGGGCUGAUAAAUUAGUAUUUUGGAGCGGUAGCUUGUGAUAGUAAAGGUUUUAAAGAGUUAAAAGUAAGUGUGAUACUGUGAGUAUUUUUACAUUUUAGAAGACCUCUUACGGCAUGCCUUACUAAUGAGUAAUGUAACAACCAAAGCGUAGUAGUAUAUUAUCGACUACAGUUCGGCAUUUUAUUAGUAUCACUGGAGACGUGCUUCAUUCUUAAAGAGAUGCGUCGCUCGACGCAUCACAUAAUUAUGUGUACGGACCUUGCAUGAGCCGUUUUAUGUGAUUAAAACAAAGAGCUAUACAACUUAGGCACAAAUAUGAUUUCAAACUUUACACAACCUUACUAUUUGAAACGAAAACUUCUAAUAUUUUUUAUAGUUUAUCCAUACAAUUUAAAACGUAAUCAUAUAAAUACUUAUUAGGAAAGCUUUUGCGCAUUUACGAUGUUGACUAUAAAAUAAUAUUACUGUAUUCUACUCUUAUAUCGUGCGAGAUGAGCGGGGCUCGUGUAUUUUAUUUUGCGUUACCUUUUCCUAAAUUAUUACACUUUCUGUGAUUCUGGAUUUGUUUCUUCCAAUUAUCUACCUCUAUUUUUCUAUUUAGUAAAAGAUUAAAAAUUAUUUAAUUUAGAUACUAUAAUUUUCUAUAAAUCCAUUAUUUAAAGUUACAUUUAUCUUUACAAAUAGAGCCCCUAAAAUGUUCUAAUUGACGUAGAGAUAGGAGUAGAGAAAUAAGUGUUAGGUAAUUCUUUUCUAAGUAAACUAAUUAUAUGCUGUUAAUAUGUUACAUUAUAACUUUGAUUGUUGGAAUUUCGUUUAGCAAUAUUUCAAUAAUUAUUAUAUCAUGUAUAAAAUAUUUGAUGACUCCUAAAAUAACGAGUACACAGGAGGGGUCAUAAUUAUAAUUUAAAAAGAAUGCGGUUAUUUAAUAAUCUAAAUCAUAGUUUAUACUUGUAUCAUUUCAGUUAGUCACUAUCUUCUAUUUUGUAGGGUUAAAUCAAAUAAAGCUUAGGUAUAUUUGCUGUAAAAGUUUAAUCGAUAUUAGGUAGCGAGUUGUAAUAAAUGUGACUUUAAGCGUUGCCUGCAUUCAUUUAAUAAUACUAAAUAAAUAUUUGUUUGCAAUUAGUGUCUUUAAAAUAUUAUGUUUUUUACAAACAAAAACCUACUGAUAUUGUGAAAAAAAAAACUGAUCGAAUCUAAUCAACUUUGAGAAGUUAUUCUCAUGAUUAUAAUAGGGUACUGGCCUAAAUUUAAAGGCAAAAGUAAAUUAAAUUGGAUUUAAACAAGAAUUUCUAUAAUAAACAGAUUUUGGAAUUUCACCUUCGAGCUUCAUAUAAAAAUAAUGUUCUAAAAUUUAGUGGAAAUAUAUUUUCGCCAAUUUUUGUAUAAAAAAUAUUGUCAGUAAUAAAUUGAUUGAACAAGGGUAAUCUUGAAAACUAAAAACAUAUCUAUUAGUGGUCUGAAUUAUAAAUAAGUAAAAUAAAAGAUAAAUGAAAUAAAAACAUUAGAAACAAAUAUACAUAAGAGAGUAAUGUACGACCAAUAUUUCUACUCCACCGCGAGUUCAAUUUCCCGCAUCUGAGUAAGUGAAAUACUACCUACAUUUUAUGUGGCAACCAUCCGUGACACGUAAAAUAAUGAAAUUUUUUCAAGUUACAAGAAGUGUUGUAUGUUUAUAUGAGAUCAGUCACGAUCCAAAAUAGGCAUGUGGUCAGGUGUGUCUGGAUAGCUGAAAUACAAAAAAGUAAUUAUAUUUACAUUCGUGUAUGUUAAAAAAGAAAAUGUUUAAUGAAUGCAUGACGCGAGAUUGAAUAGGUGCACAGGUACAGUCCUAUUCAAAUUGCAUUCUUUAUUAUAUUUUCUACACUACGUAUGUUACUGAGGGCAAUGUUUGGAUAUAGUAUCUAAGAAGAUAAUUACAAAUAGAAAUGUGGACUAGUAGAAAGCACCAUGUUGUUUCCUCAAAAUAUUUAUUUAUGAUAUUUGAUCAACAUUUGAGUAUAAAUUAUUUUUUAUAAACUAAACUUCUUUCUUCUUCUUUUUUGUAAACUUUUUAUCACAAUUUAUUUCAGUUCAUGUUCCUAGCUGCAUAAUUUUUGGACGGUUUUAGAUUUUCUUGGUAAUAAUUUUAUUAGAGUUAUCAAUCGAUCAAAUGUUGGCACCAAAAUCAGUUGUCUGCACGUAUUUGAUAUAGAUAAAUAAAAUUAAGGUAUUCGAAUUAAUGUGAUGUAGUGAUUUGUAAGCACAAAUAUUUACUCUAUACAUUUUACAAUAUUGCACCUUUAUGUCACGAUUAUACGAGUAUACUUAUUAAAUAUUAAUAUUAAUCAGAGUCGAAAAACCUGAUAAAUUAAGAAAAACAUACCAUUUCAUACACUUAUUCUAUUAUACCUACAUGUUUUUAGAGUAUAUUAAAUGUAUAACCAUUUUCUCUUAAUAUUGACAUCUGUCGAUGAUAUUUAGUGUGGUGUUUUAUUCAAGUUAUUAUGUAGCUAAAUCAUAUAUUAUUAUCUUCGUGUCUUACUAAACUGUAGAUGAUCUGAGGCAAGUUAUUAUACCUACUUACUAUGAAAGCACUACGUAUUUAGCUGUUUAAAAAAAUAUUUACAUAUUUCAAUAUCGUACAAUGUUUACAAUGUUUAUCUACGUAUCUACUUCAUAUCGAUAAUAUAUAUUAUGAGACCCAAUAGCCAUUGACGUGUAGGGGCUUAUAAUAUGAAAUACCUGCCAAUAAAAAACUGCUUUGUCUACUCGUCGGUGGAAAUUGGGAUUGAUAGUGAACAAAAGAACCAGCAUUAAACAUAUCGGGACGGCGGCGCGAAACAAAAUGUAGCGCCGCCGGUCUAUGAUCGUACAUAUCAUUUAGAAUAAGCCACUUAGCGAAUGUAUAUCACUGUUGUAUGUUGUUGGUAUAACGUAUAUUUACUGUUAAUUAUUCAUUGUUGGAUGGAAAGCUUAACUUAAUUAGUCAUUUUCUAAAUAUGAUUGUAAACUAGUGAGUAAGAUUGGUCUUGAUCUGUGCAUUGUGUCAUUGAUGAAUUUACAAAGUAACAGGCAUGAGAAGUAUCUGAGAAUGCAACAAUCUUUAAAUUAUUUUAAAAUGAUUAAAAUGUAAAAAUAUCUACGUCCGAUGAAAAAUGUAAGUUCAUGAUUGAUGUUGUUACUUGUGCGCUUUUAUUAAAAAAGAGUGCUCUAGAGAGCUACGCUAAGCUGACCUUUGCAUUGAGCGCCUUAAAAAAUAAGGCGAGUACAAAUGUACAAUUCAAGGAAAUCUUUAAAAAUUUUGGAAAAAAAAAUCCGGUAUUUUUUUAAAUUUUAACGCAAUUAAAGGUUUACAUUUUCCACAUAAAAUUUAAAAGCUUCAGUGUCGAGCGAAAUUGCGAGCGUUUGGUUGUAGCCCUCGGCUACAUUAAUUGAAGCGGAAUAUGAUUGGCUCACUGGCUCGUUGAUGUUGCUAAAUCAAAGGUAAUUUUGCAGUAACCUCAACCUAAGCUCCCUUGUUUGAAUUGACCUGUAAUAAAGCCCAAAUCUCUGCAUCAAUACAAUACUCAAUAACUUUAGAGUCUGCAAAUGAUGAAGGUCUUUUCCCUGGAUUCCAAUGACAGCCAAUUCAAAUUCUUAAUAUUAACGUUUAGAUUCUACUCAUUGGGUGGCUUAUACAAUUUAAUCUGUAUCCUUGUACUAAAUGGUUGUAUCUAUAGAUGUUUCAUGUUUCCAGCAAUAAAACGAUUUGGUGUUGUAUCAAUAUUCUAUCGGAAAUAUUUUUAGUCGCAUUUUGAAUGUACUUUUCUUGAAAGAUAUCCGUGUUAAGAGCAUGUUUAUAGUCACAUUUAUUAUUGUGUUGACUCGUAAAGUAAGUAAUGUAAUUCGAAUAUUGAUAUUUUACUCAUAAGGGUGUAUUUAUUUUAUUCGGUUAAAUAAAAAAUAAAUCGGU